AAUUAGAUGUUCGAUGAGCAGGUGUCCACAUACUUUUGGUCACGUAGUGUAUCUAGAAUCAGUUUAGCCUUUUUAGAUCAUAAGGAAUAAGCUGACAAGGAUCUGACACUUAAAUACGGGCCCUGAUCUGUUGCUUUUCUUCCCCUUAUUUUAAGGAGGAGAUGCAGUGAAUUUCGCAUAAUAUUAAGCUACCAGGAACUCUGUAGAUUUUAAGGGUGUCCAGUAUGUUCUGGUUUUAGAGUAUAUUUGUUCCAUCAAAGCAAGAUGAUCUGUAGACAGACAGCUGAUGGUGCUGAUGCUGUUUGUGUUCAUAGUACUAUACUGUACUGUUGAAAGUAUAUGACUGUUUCAGAGGCCCUGUCUCCAUAUUGGAGUAGAGUAGGCCCUGUCUCAUAUAUCUUUGUGUUUGAUGCAAGGAAAGUUCUCGGUCGUAGUGAAUUUAAGCCUUAAAGGUUAAGGGACAUUUUCAUCUGUUUUUGUAUGGCACACUGUUUGCUACACUAACCACUGUGUGCACUGCAGACAACAAAUCUCAACAUAGGAAACUUAAUAAGCAAUAUCCUAAUAGGUCCCUGUAGGAUGGAUAGGUCAUUGAAUCUGCAGUCCUUGUGACCUUUCUAAGAGCAGCUUUACUUGUUCACUGAUGUAUGUAAUAAUCAGACCCUGACAUUCACUAUAUAAUAGGGGUAGAAAAGACUGUCCCAAAUGGCACACUAUUCCCAAUAUAGUGCACUACUUUUGGUAAACAAUAGUGCACUUUAUUUGGAAUAGGGUGCCAUUUGAGGGAAAAUGUAUUCAAUGUUAAAUUGGGGGAAAUGUCAUUGCUGUAAUUAUUUUUAUGCUGCUAAGAGGUAAAGCUUGCAGAAUUAAAAGCCAACUCUCUUGUUAAACUGCAUCAAGACUUUUUGCUAGAAGCAUGAAGUGUAGAUUGAAUUUCUGUAUAAAGUAUAAAAUACAUUUCUAAUAAUAAUAAUAAUAAUAAUAGGCCAUGUAAAUAAUUAAUUUUUUCCACUUUUAAGACGAUGGUUGUUUUUUUCUGAUAAGAGUCGUUUUUGUAAAGGUAUUUCUGAUAUUUUUACAUGGUGUCAAUAACCGUUAUGUUUAGGAUGUUGGUAUAAGAGAAAGGAAGACUCCUUGAAAUAAAAUCUAACAAUGAAUGUGGGCUGCCUAGAUAUACAUUUCUGAAGCAGUUACAUUAUGUUAUAUGAUUUGAGUAGUAAUGUUACUUUAAAGAUUAAGUGACUUACUAUAACUCUACAUCUUACUUGGGACAUGUAUGAAAAGCUAUUACAGGAUUAUUGUGAAAGAACAUGCAUGGGUAACUGAUUGUUAAAAUGCUAAGUAAUCCUGUCAUGUUGGUUUCAUUUGCCCUUUUUAAAUAUGUGGAAGGAGAGAGAGAUCUGACAUUUUCCCAAUCGACCCAUGGGAUCUAAUGGCAAACAAAUGACCUUAUUCAUUACCGGACAAUGUCUUUAUUUCCCAUAUGAAAUAGAAUUCAUAGCAAUGUCUGUCCCAAAUGGCACCCCAUUGUCUAUAUAGUGCACUAUUUUUGACCAAAGCCCUAUGGGCCCUGGCCAAAAGUAGUGCACUGUAAAGGGAAUGGGGUGCCAUUUGGGACGUAGCCAUGAUCUUUUCUUCUGACGUUAUAUGAUGCCAUGGUGUGAUAAACAGCUGUGAACAAAGUUGCAGAACACUGAAGAGGUUCUCUCAAGUACAGCUGCAUUCUUCAAGGUUGAUACAGGAACUGUUGAAAGGAACAUGUCUGAAAAGUACUCCUUCCCCAGAUGGCUAUUGCUAAGAAACAGCACAUCGUCGAUUAUUGAAGACCUUUCCCUGCCCUUAGUUCCCUUCGAGGACUGCAGCUCAACCCGCAACUACGCUGCAACCAUCAUUCCCCCAUUCUACCAUACCCUCUCACUGCUCGGUAUCUUUGGAAACAUCUGUAGCCUGGUGAUCUGCCUCAAACCAUCUCGACCUUGGAGUAUCGGCUCCAUCGGAGUACUGAACCUAGCUCUGUGUGACCUAGCCUACCUGGCCUCCAUACCGCCCAGGGCUAUCUAUGUAAGUGAGAACUAUGACUGGAGCAUGGGCAGUUCACUGUGCAUCCUGAGUAACGUACUCCACUUUGUAGGUCUGACCUCCAGCACCAUGUUUAUCUGUGCUGUCAGCACCGACCGCUUCCUGGCUAUUGUCUUCCCACUCGAGACCCGGAUGCUCCGCACCCCCCGCAACGCUGCCCUGGUCUCCCUGCUCCUAUGGGCCAUUACAUGCCUGCUCAUUUACCUCAGCUAUCCUAACAUCAACUACAGGGUGCAGAAGAGCGGCAACCGCUACUGUGGAACUGUGGUAACCUCAAAGUUCAGGUCCAGUGCAAUCACCUAUAAUCUGUUGUCCUACUACUCUGUGCAGGUAUCUGUUCCCUUGCUCCUCAUCAUCCCUUCCUAUGUGAAGAUUAUAGCCAGGAUGAGGCAGUCACGGCAGCAGUGGGCUGCAGGCAACAUGCAGGACAAGACCAUCUGGCUGAUUGCAGUUUUCAUAGCCAAUUUCUUUGUGUGCUGGGUACCAGGGCAGUUGCUCCAUAUAAUAGCUUGCAUCAUCUUCUUCACCCUAUAUGACCACACUAAUACGUGCAUGGUGGCCAAUGUGGUGAACCUUCUAGUGGAGUCCUCCCAGUUACUCUACUGCCUCAAUGCUAUUCUGGAUCCCUUUAUUUUCCACAUCCAAGAGGGGCUUUGGGAGCUGGUCAGUAAAGCACUAGAGUCUGUUGGUUGUGGAGUCUGUUGGUGGAGGAAUUAUGCAUGUAGUGGAAUGAAACAUUUUGGAGGACCCCCUUCAGUCAGUGUAGUCCAACUGAGCUGAGAUGAAAUUUGCUUUUAGAUGCAUUUCGUCUGCUGUUUGAGAGAUUCCGAGAAAAUGUAGGCAAUGAUGCAUGCAUUUAGCCUGGUUGCCAGUCGCUGUUCAGCUAUUACAUUCCAGACGGGGCUUUCUUCUAAUAUGAAUAUUUGAACAUCUGUUUUUUUUCAAUCAUUUAUUUGUUUUGGUAACAUUUUUACAAGUAUGUGGUACAUUUUCACAACUCUUAAUACAAAACUCAAACAGGCAGUUUUUAAACAUCAAGCACAUUUUCAUUUUCAAAAUCAGUCACUUUUUCAUCAAACUUAAUCAGUUUCAUCAAGAAAUACAUGUUUCAAAUUGCAAUACAUGUUCAUAUAAAGUACUUGCCUUUCACAAUGCAAUGCUCGCAUUACUUUUGAUAUGAUUGUCUUUUCAUUUGUUAAAAUACCUUUCUCUUACUUAAUCCAACUGCUCUUAAUAGAUAAUCACUUUGUCUACUAUAUACAGAUUUUGAGAAUAAUAGAAUGGAAAUGUAAAGUAUGAUUUAUAUAUAUGACAGCUUUGCACACUCUUGGCAUUCUCUCAACCAGCUUCAUGAGGUAGUCACCUGGAAUGCAUUUCAAUUCCAGAUAGCGCUAACCCUUUGGCACAUGACACAGAGUACAAGGAGUAGAACGAAAGUUAGUCCGACUGGUACCAAGACUAGCAUGCAUUCGUGUCUGGGAAACAUUAAAUAUAUUGUCAAUGUCACUUCCCACACAAAGCCAUGUUUGUUAAAUUGAGGUCUAAGUAAUGUAAAAAGUUAACUAAAACACUUAAGUUAUGUGUUUGUCAGUGUAAUGCCUGUAAAUGAAAAGGUAAAUAAAA
Molecule: messenger RNA, 3702 nt
Organism: Coregonus clupeaformis (lake whitefish)
Lineage: Eukaryota; Metazoa; Chordata; Actinopteri; Salmoniformes; Salmonidae
Product: type-1 angiotensin II receptor
Exons: 2
Coding region: 1759-2859 (366 amino acids)
Biological process (GO): behavioral response to pain; G protein-coupled receptor signaling pathway
Cellular component (GO): membrane
Molecular function (GO): G protein-coupled receptor activity
Source: RefSeq, a predicted model, not a curated record